Didymodactylos carnosus is the source of this 957-nucleotide messenger RNA. The record is from the annotation of a GenBank genome assembly. NCBI's taxonomy places the organism in Eukaryota, Metazoa, Rotifera, Eurotatoria, Philodinida, Philodinidae.
AUGGCUAAUCCGUUGGCUAUUUUACUUGUAAUUGCACAUCCAGAUGAUGAAACAUUAUAUGCUGGAUUUUUACAUGCUAUGGUGCAUAAAUUGAAAGCGACGUUGGAUUUAUGUUGCGUUACCAACGGUGAAGGUGGUUUUCGUUAUUCACAACCAUGUGAAAGUAUAUAUGGGCUAAAUUUGUCUAAUGAAACGAUUGCUCGAACUCAUUUACCAAGAAUUCGUCAAGAAGAAUUACAAGCAAGUGGUAAAAUAUUGGGCGUUCGAAAAUAUUUUUAUAUUUCACAAAAAGAUUUAAAAUAUAGUCGGGAUAUCAAGUCGGUAUUUGACGAACAAUGGGACAAAGAUCUAAUUAUUAGAUAUUUAUGUAAUAUUAUACGCACCGGAAAUAGCGAAACUGGCUAUGAUAUUAUGUUAGUUAUGUUACCAAAUGUAGAAUCUCAUGGCCAUCAUACGGCAUCAGGAUUAUUAGCGUUAAGCGCCAUUGAUAUUUUACAGAAGAAUCAAAAGUUAGACACAAAUAUGAAACAUGCAUCGAACAAAAUCCCAAUUGUUCUCGGUGGUAGUGAAUUUAGUCUGGCAGGAACAAAUUUAAACGAUACAGAUAUCAAAGCACAACUUCCAGAGAAUGAAUUAUGGUACAAAAAUAUGAUAACUCAAAUUUAUCCACAAUAUCCAUUGACGAAACUACAUAAAACAUCACCCAUAUUUUUAUUUCAUCGUACGUGGAAAUUAUCGACUAAUUUUGAUGAUAAUCCUUUUCAUCCAAAUUAUCAUCUUAUUCUUCUAUGGAUGUGUGCAGCUCACAAAUCACAAGGAAGUCUAAUCAACGAAACACAAACAACAUUAGCCAAAGAUAUUGAACAAUAUUUUUAUUUUCAGUUAAAUGACGAAACUAAUAUUCAAAAUAUUCAGGAUAUUUUUAUCAAACUCAAAGCAGAACAUAAUACCAAGUAA